Molecule: messenger RNA, 844 nt
Organism: Trifolium pratense (red clover)
Lineage: Eukaryota; Viridiplantae; Streptophyta; Magnoliopsida; Fabales; Fabaceae
Product: transmembrane emp24 domain-containing protein p24delta3-like
Exons: 3
Coding region: 97-738 (213 amino acids)
Biological process (GO): intracellular protein transport; Golgi organization; endoplasmic reticulum to Golgi vesicle-mediated transport
Cellular component (GO): COPII-coated ER to Golgi transport vesicle; Golgi apparatus; endoplasmic reticulum-Golgi intermediate compartment
Source: RefSeq, a predicted model, not a curated record
CUACCAUGUUCAAAACAACAGAUCCAAAUUCUAAAUUCUUGUUCUGUUCUUUCUUUCUGUGUCAAUAGAGAGAAAGAAAGAAAGAGAAGGGUUUAUAUGGGGAACGCACCGUUUUUACUUCUCUUUCUCUGCUUUUUCUUCUUCUCAAUCAAUCUUCUACCUUCUACAUUAGCUAUCUGGCUUACGUUACCUGCUUCUGGUACCAAAUGCGUUUCAGAAGAAAUUCAGAACAAUGUUGUCGUUUUGGCUGAUUAUGUUGUCGUUCCAGAUGAUCACACUCGUAACCCUACUCUCGCUGUCAAGGUAACAUCACCAUAUGGAAACAAUCUUCAUCACAAAGAGAACACAACACAUGGAAGUUUUGCAUUUACGACUCAAGAGACUGGGAACUACCUGGCAUGCUUUUGGGUUGAUGGCGGUAACCACGGAGGUGGCGAGGUUAGUGUGAAUCUUGACUGGAAAAUUGGAAUUGCAGCCAAGGAUUGGGAUUCAGUUGCUAAGAAGGAGAAGAUUGAGGGCGUGGAGCUUGAACUGAGAAAGCUAGAAGGAGCAGUAGAGGCCAUUCAUGAGAAUUUGCUCUAUCUGAAGGGAAGGGAAGCAGAAAUGAGGACCGUGAGUGAAAGAACAAAUGGGAGAGUGGCAUGGUUUAGUAUUAUGUCAUUAGGUAUCUGCAUUGGAGUUUCAGCUUUGCAGUUGUGGCAUUUGAAGAGAUUCUUCCAGAAGAAGAAGCUUAUAUAGGUUAUACUAGCGUUAAUUUAAUUUUACUAGUGAAACAUCAACCACAAACUAAAGUUUUUUUUUUUUGAGUUCUACAUAUGUAGUAGCCAGAAAAUUUUCGUUACCA